AUGGUAGAUAAUGGUCUGAAGAAGAAGGGGAAGACUAGAGCUCAGAAGAAGAAGAAAUAUGGAAAUUCAAUGAAUGAGGAGAUUGAGGAAAGCAAAUUCAUGCCUGCUCUACCUUUCCCUGAGAAGCAGAGAAGAGAGAAGUUGGACAAACAAAUGCCAGCCUAUGCUAAGUUCCUAAAGGAGAUAUUAUCCAAAAAGCGGAAAGUGGAAGAGACAUCAGUUGUCAAGAUCACAGAGCAUUGUGCUUCUAUUAAUCUUAUGACUUUGUCUAUUUUUAGGAAAUUGGAGGGAGAGAUUGGAGAAAUAAGGUCGAUACCCUUGUCCUUGCAGCUGGUGGAUCAGACCACAAUCAUACUUGAAGUAAUAGUGGAAGAUAUGCUAGUUCGGGUGGACAAAAUUGUGUUCCCUAUGGACUUCAUUCUGGUAAACAUGGAAGAGAAUAGAGAAGUCCCUCCGAUUUUAGGGAGACCCUUCUUGGCUACUGGCAGGGCUAUUCAGGACAUUAAGGAAAGGCAGCUCAUGCUCAGAGUGGGAGAAGAAAGGGUGGUCUUCAAGGAAGGAGAAAUGGGGGCCUUAAAAAAGCGAGCUGGAGAGAGUAAGCAUGAUAAGUGUGGAGUGUACCCAAAGAAGGCAUAA
Molecule: messenger RNA, 636 nt
Organism: Nicotiana attenuata
Lineage: Eukaryota; Viridiplantae; Streptophyta; Magnoliopsida; Solanales; Solanaceae
Exons: 3
Coding region: 1-636 (211 amino acids)
Source: RefSeq, a predicted model, not a curated record